UGUCAACGGUUCAGUUUCAUCUCCACCUCUCUAUCUCCUCACUAUAUAUCUACAUCUGAUUUUAAUAAAUUGUUGAAACACAAAAAAGUAUCCCCAUGAUGAAGAGUUUCAACACCGUUUUGUUCCUUUCCAUUCUAAUUUGCUUGCUUGGCCUCACGACCACCAAAGCAUCCCCAAAUUACCUUUAUACUCAAUGCCCAAACACAACAACUUACACUCCCAACAGCACAUACCAAUCCAACCUCAACACCCUCUUCUCUGUUCUCGCUUCCAAGUCCACCACCAUCAAUGGCUUCUACAACUUCACUGCUGGCCUCAGUCCCCCCGACAUAGCCUACGGCCUCUUCCUCUGUCGCGGUGAUGUUUCAACCCAAAUCUGUCAAGACUGCGUGGCCACUGCUACUAAAGAAGUAGUACAAAACUGUCCCAAUUCGAAGGCUGUUACGAUUUGGUACGAUGAGUGCAUGUUGCGAUACUCGAACAAGUCAAUCUUCUCGAUUUCCGACCAUUCUUUCGGAUUAAUCUUAGUUAAUACAGAGAACAUAAAUGAUCCAAAAAGUUUUACAAAUUUGUUGGGAAAAGUAAUGGAUGAUGUAGCGACUCGUGCUUCGAAUGGCGUGUCGGGUAAGAAGUUCGCGACGAGAGAAGCUGACUUCUCUGCACUUCAGAAGCUGUAUGGAUUAGCGCAGUGCACACCGGACUUGACUACCUUUGAUUGCAAUAGUUGUCUUAGAGAUGCUAUCUCGAGUUUUCCGGAUUGCUGCGACGGAAGAAGAGGUGGGAGAGUUCUGUUUCCAAGUUGCAAUGUCCGGUACGAGACUUAUCCUUUUUAUGCCGCCCCUACACCGCCGCCUUCUCUAGUUUAAGUAGCGGUAUAUAUAUCAGUAUCUGAUCAAUAUUGUACAAUUGAUAUAUCAAUGACGACUGAUAUUUAAAACUUAUUGAAACUUGUGAAGGUAGCUUAUCAAAA
Messenger RNA from Camellia sinensis, 970 nucleotides. Its product is annotated as cysteine-rich receptor-like protein kinase 25. The record is from RefSeq and is a predicted model, not a curated record. Lineage: Eukaryota; Viridiplantae; Streptophyta; Magnoliopsida; Ericales; Theaceae.